Messenger RNA from Ostertagia ostertagi, 324 nucleotides. Lineage: Eukaryota; Metazoa; Nematoda; Chromadorea; Rhabditida; Trichostrongylidae. The record is from the annotation of a GenBank genome assembly.
CUCUACGUUAAGGCAGUUUUCACCGGAUUCAAACGUGGACUUCGCACCCAGUCCGAGCAUACUGCCCUGCUCAAGCUCGAUGGAGUGUUCAAUAAGGAUGACGCCAAAUUUUAUAUAGGAAAGCGUGCUGUCUAUCUCUACAAGGCCCACAACAAGACCACCAAGCCUGGUCAUACGGUUCCAACCAGAACGAGGGCCAUCUGGGGCAAAAUUACGCGAGUCCAUGGAAACACUGGAACCGUCCGCGCGAAGUUCCACCACAACCUUCCCCCGAACGCCAUGGGAAACAGAAUUCGUGUGAUGCUGUACCCAUCGAACAUCUAA